CCGAGCAGGGGCUACAUCGUGAUUCAUGCACAAUACUCUGAGGUCGGGCCGAUUUUCUUCCAGCUCUACAAACGACAAAGGUGGAAACUUAGGCUCAAGAGGUUGUCACUAGCCCGGGGUCAUCCAGCUGAGCGGGAUUCGAAUCACAAGAGGGGGCAGCAGGUGCCCAAGAAGAGGGAGGCCCUACCCACUUCCUCCUCCUGGCCGCAUCGCUCAGAGUGGGGAAUUGACGCUCAGUCUAGUCCGAGGCUCUCCGGCCCCGAUUGGAGCCAGGCCAUUCCGCAGCCUCCCCGCUCGGAGCUGGACAUGCCUUGAGUCAGAUCUGCAAGCUGUGGCCAGUUGAUAAUUAAACCUAGUGGCCCCAUGCUCUUGCUGGGCCUGGGGCCCGCUCCCGGCCCUGUUUCCCCCUCUUUACCCCCGAGGUCCGCGAGAGACCGGCUCUGGUCCGCGAUGCUUCAGUCUCACGCUAGGGUCCACGAGGGAAGAGGACAGAUACAGAGUUUGUUAUUUUGUUUCACGCCUGGGCGGAGCCACGCCCCCCGCCGCGCCAUUGGCGUAUUCCUUUCUGGGGGUAGGGCCCGCGUCGCGCCCCGCCCCUCCCGCCGUAUAAAGGCAGCGCCGGCGCAGGCCGCGCAGGAAUUUCUGACCUGUUCCGCAAGUGCGCCUGCGCACCCCGGGCAGGUUCGCGUUCUGAGACUGUAGCCUCCGCGCCUCGCGCCACCGCGUCGCGGGUUCGAGGCCAGGGUCUGUGCGUCGCGGGUUCGCAUCCCAGGCGCGAUGCUGUUCGACAAGGUGAAGGCUUUCGUGGUGCAGCUGGAUGGCGCGAGCGGCGGCGCCGAGCCGGUUUUCAGCGGCGGCCAGGCCGUCGCCGGCCGGGUGUUGCUGGAGCUGGCGGGCCCGGCGCGCGUGGGCGCCCUGAAGCUGCGCGCGCGGGGCCGCGCCCACGUGCACUGGACCGAGUCGCGCAGCGCGGGCUCGAGCACCGCGUACACUCAGAGCUACAGCGAGCGCGUGGAGGUCGUGAGUCACCGUGCCACGCUGCUUGCGCCAGACACGGGAGAGACCACGACGCUGCCUCCUGGGCGCCACGAGUUUCCAUUCAGCUUCCAGCUGCCUCCGACACUGGUGACUUCAUUCGAGGGUAAGCAUGGCAGUGUCCGGUAUUGCGUCAAGGCCACCUUGCACCGUCCCUGGGUCCCUGCCCGCCGGGCAAGGAAAGUAUUUACGGUCAUUGAGCCCGUGGACAUCAACACACCCGCCCUGCUGGCCCCUCAGGCCGGAGCUCUAGAGAAGGUCGCCCGAUCCUGGUACAGCAGCCGUGGUCUCGUCUCCCUCUCUGCCAAGAUCGACCGAAAGGGUUACACCCCAGGCGAGGUCAUCCCAGUUUUCGCGGAGAUCGACAAUGGGUCCACACGCCCCGUGCUUCCUCGGGCAGCAGUGGUCCAGACGCAGACCUUCAUGGCUCGGGGCGCCCACAAGCAGAAACGAGCAGUGGUGGCCAGUCUCGUGGGCGAGCCUGUGGGCCCUGGGCGGCGGGCGCUGUGGCAGGGCCGGGCGCUGCGUAUCCCCCCUGUGGGUCCUUCCAUCUUGCACUGCCGGGUCCUGCACGUAGACUACUCCCUCAAGGUCUGCGUGGACAUCCCCGGCACAUCCAAGUUGCUCCUGGAGCUACCACUGGUCAUCGGCACCAUCCCCCUGCACCCUUUUGGGAGCCGCUCAUCCAGUGUGGGCAGCCAUGCCAGCUUCCUGCUGGACUGGGGGCUGGGAGCCCUGCCAGAGCGCCCUGAGGCCCCUCCCGAGUACUCAGAGGUGAUGUCUGACAGGGAGGUGGCGGCCGCGGGGCAGAGCACCUUUCCGCCACUGCAGGACACCAACCUGAGCCUCGAAGGCCCCUUCUUCGCCUACAUCCAGGAAUUCCGCUUCCGCCCGCCACCCCUGUACUCCGAGGAGGACCCAAACCCCCCCUCAGAGGCCAUGAGGCCACGCUGCAUGACCUGCUGAACAGCGAGGGGAGACCUCGAGGGAUGAGGUCGCACACGCGCUUCCGGCCACCGUGGACGUGGGCAAUGCUGGGUCAAGAGCUGACCAACCAGCUUCAGCUUGACUGCGUUGAAGUUGGGGACUCCGAGCCUCAGAAUGGGCACGGCUUUCUGACAUCACGCAGGACAGAGGAAGAGCUGGGCAGGAGUCUGAUGUGUCUGGACCAGUCCUCGUGAGGCAUUAAGUGCCCAUCGAUGGAUCCUGUCAGUCCACACCGGCCCAUGGAUAGGGCUCGGGUCCCCCAGGAGCCUCUAGUCUGGGAGAGCUGUAGCCAGACAUAAAUACUUCCAGUCUCGUGGGACCGGAGGAAGAGACCCACGGCUGGGAGAGUCCUGAAGGGAGCAGAGAAGGCUUCCUGUAGCAAAGGGCCUUCUGGCUGAGGCUUUGGCAUACAAACAACCGCUCAGCAGGCAGACAGGCAAAGAGGAAGACGUCGGAGAAGGUCAGAGCUGAGUGAUGUUUGGAGAUCGCCCCCUUUGGGGCUUAGAGGGUGAGUGCCUCAGUUGAGGCCACAUGGCAAGGUCCGGCAGGCGAGAGGGCCCAGGAACAGGGCAUUCGGAGAUGCGUGUUGUCGAAGCAAUGUGGGACCUAGGUGGGGCAGGGACACUGGCUCCAGCCUUUGAAAGCCAGAGAGAGAUUGCUGGCCCAGGCCGGGACUGCCUGGGGACUCCUCCAAGUACUCCAGGACAUGAGACCUCGUCUGCAUAUUGUAUGACCCCGGGAAACCUGGUUCAGAACAUUCAGCCGGGCCCUGGGGACAGAGGUCAGCCUGGGGUAACAGCAGGCCCAGUGCAGCUCUGGGAGAGACCUCCUGGAGGGAGGGAGGGACAAAGUAUGAGGGGGGCAGCUGGACCAACCCCCUACCCCCGGGUUGCAGAUUCUCAGCCCUGGCUGGGGCAGGGCCCCCGCCUGGGACUCAACAUUUCUGAUAAGCCUUAAAUUGUUCCCUUUUU
This is a messenger RNA of Lontra canadensis (Northern American river otter), 2993 nucleotides long. RefSeq names its product arrestin domain containing 2 (gene ARRDC2). Gene Ontology annotation, biological process: protein transport. The transcript has 8 exons. Gene Ontology annotation, cellular component: plasma membrane; cytoplasm. Bases 778 to 2001 code for a protein of 407 amino acids. Lineage: Eukaryota; Metazoa; Chordata; Mammalia; Carnivora; Mustelidae. The record is from RefSeq and is a predicted model, not a curated record.